AUGGAUAAGCUCGUUGCCCAAUACUCGCGCCCUCCCCAUCAGAAUGAGUUGUACUCCGAGCAAGAGCAGGAGGACUUCUCUGCCAGCGUCCCUCCCCUCUCGCUGAAGUUCUGCCUUCCUCCUGUUGACAACCGCUCUGCUUUUCUGCGUGCUAUGACCGAUGACCACUCCAAUCCCAGCUGUCCUAUCAAGAUCGCCCACGGCACAACAACCCUGGCUUUCCGUUUCCAGGGCGGUAUCAUUGUGUGUACCGAUUCUCGAGCAACAGCCGGCAACUGGAUUGCCAGUCAGACAGUCAAGAAGGUCAUUCCUGUAUCGCGGUUGAGUCGGGGAGAGGACAAGAAGUCGGACCAGCCGACGCCAGGUCUGCUGGGAACUAUGGCCGGUGGUGCUGCUGUAAGUCUGGAUCAGAAGAGUUGGAGACAGGAGACGGAUUGUCAAUAUUGGCUGCGCUAUUUGAGUCAGCAGUGCACAUUGCACGAAAUCCGACACAAGCGCCGUAUCACUGUUGCGGCUGCAUCCAAGAUUCUUGCCAACCUCACUUACGCCUACAAGGGAUACGGACUUAGCAUGGGAACUAUGUUAGCAGGAAUGACUCCUCAAGAAGGACCUGCGCUGUACUACAUCGACUCCGAUGGAACCCGUCUUCCGGGUAACCUGUUCUGUGUUGGAUCCGGUCAGACUUUCGCUUAUGGUGUGCUGGACGCGGAGUACAAGUACGAUCUGACAGAGGAGGAAGCAUUGAACCUCGGUCGCCGAGCCAUUUUGGCUGCCAUGCACCGUGAUGCCUACUCCGGUGGUUUCAUUAACCUGUACCACGUCAAGGAAGAAGGAUGGGUGCACCACGGAUUCGAUGACAUGAACCCGAUCUUCUGGAAGACGAAGCUUGAGAAGGGCGAGUUCUCCAACGUGACGUCUGAGCUUUGA
Messenger RNA from Penicillium paradoxum, 927 nucleotides. RefSeq names its product proteasome core particle subunit beta 5 (gene pre2). NCBI's taxonomy places the organism in Eukaryota, Fungi, Ascomycota, Eurotiomycetes, Eurotiales, Aspergillaceae. The coding region runs from base 1 to 927 and encodes 308 amino acids. The record is from RefSeq and is a predicted model, not a curated record. The transcript has 6 exons. Gene Ontology annotation, cellular component: proteasome core complex.